Molecule: messenger RNA, 1159 nt
Organism: Scomber scombrus (Atlantic mackerel)
Lineage: Eukaryota; Metazoa; Chordata; Actinopteri; Scombriformes; Scombridae
Gene: med7
Product: mediator complex subunit 7
Exons: 2
Coding region: 128-892 (254 amino acids)
Biological process (GO): regulation of transcription by RNA polymerase II
Cellular component (GO): mediator complex
Molecular function (GO): transcription coregulator activity
Source: RefSeq, a predicted model, not a curated record
CAGAGCUCAAACGUAUGUAGCAGCGGGCCCGCCGGGAGCUAAUCGACCGAUUGAAUAUCUCUGAUACAUAUCUAAUUUAAAGUCUCCAUUCAGCUGCACCUGACGGGUCUUUUAAGAGGUCAGCAUCAUGGGUGAACCACAGCAGGUGAGUGCCCUGCCCCCUCCACCUAUGCAGUACAUCAAAGAGUACACAGAUGAAAACAUCCGCAAAGGUCUGGCUCCAAAGCCACCUCCCCCCAUCAGGGACAGCUACAUGAUGUUUGGCAACCAGUUCCAGUGUGAUGACCUCAUCAUCCGGCCUCUGGAGAGCCAAGGCAUCGAGAGGCUCCAUCCUGUGCAGUUUGACCACAAACGGGAGCUCAAGAAGCUCAACAUGUCCAUCCUUGUGAACUUUCUGGACCUGCUGGACAUCCUCAUCAAGAGCCCUGGCAGUAUAAAGCGAGAAGAGAAGCUGGAGGACUUAAAGCUACUGUUUGUUCACAUGCACCACUUGAUAAAUGAGUACAGGCCACAUCAAGCUAGGGAAACACUGAGGGUGAUGAUGGAGGUGCAGAAGAGACAGAGGCUAGAGACAGCGGAGAGGUUCCAAAAACAUCUGGAGAGGGUGGUGGAGAUGAUCCAGGGGUGCCUUGCCUCCUUGCCUGAUGACUUACCACAGAUGGAGGGUUCAGACAGUGCUGGUGAUGGAAUAAGGACUUUGUCCGCAGGAAGCAGUGUUAGUUGUUCCUCUGGGCAGGCCCCCAGGCUGAAAACUGAAGCUAUGGAUGUUGAGGACGCAGGGGCCAGCUGUAUGGCAGGAGCUCACCAGGACAAGAGUGUUCCUGCUACAAAAAGGGACAACAUGUGGGACAAAGAUGCUGCCAUGUGCAGUAUUAUUGAUGAAAUUGCUUAAAUUUUGUGUUGAGUGGAUGUGUUAAUUUUUUUGUACACCUAAACUGUAAGUGUUUUUAAAUGUAUGUCACACUUAGUGUAAGUAUGAACAAGUGGGCUGUCUUUUCACUGGGCCUCAAAUCCUAUCUUGAGCUGAAAUGUGUUAAUUAAACAAGCUAUUAUGUAGAUCGUGUCUAACAGCUUCAGGGAAGACAUUUGAAAAAUGUAAAUAUUACACAUCAAUUGGAUUGCCAACUUUCAUCUUUUGUAAUAAAUCAAAUCAAAUAAA